This is a messenger RNA of Marchantia polymorpha subsp. ruderalis, 3862 nucleotides long. NCBI's taxonomy places the organism in Eukaryota, Viridiplantae, Streptophyta, Marchantiopsida, Marchantiales, Marchantiaceae. The record is from the annotation of a GenBank genome assembly.
UGGUCUCGUACAAGCAUGACAUGGGUUGGUGGUGGCGAUGGUUGAGACUUUCUCCCACAACCGAUCUUCAAACAUAUAAAAUUCCAGAAGUACCGGCUCCGUACCAAUGAGUGAGCGAGAGAGCGAGUAAGAGCUUCCUCCGCGCCCUCUCUCUCUUUUCUUGUGGGGCUCUCGUUGUGUAGUCGUGGGGGCCUCGUCCCUCCAAAGCGGAAGCAUUUAAAACGUUUAAAAGCCAGCCCGCGAAUAUAAUAACAUCGCUUUGAGGCUACCCGCGUGGCGCACUUCGAGUGCCUUAAAUCAAUUCCUUCUUGCUCGACGGAUUCCGCGCUCUACGAUUUUCUUGCCCCAGAUCUGAGAUCGCCAUUGUAUCAGUCCCCGAUCUUCAUGCUCCUGAGGCCGUAUUCGAGGUCUGCAUCUGGGGGGCCUCUCUCGGGAACACUUGUUAUUCUUCCCUCGCCAUCCGCACGAGAACAACUAAGUACUGUAUUUCCAAUUCUGCACACGCAUGAGAACCCAAACACGCAAACAUCUUUCCUCUUGGGGGAGAGAGAGAAAUCGAUCGAGAUGGAUGGAUGGGUGUAUGCAAAUACGGACACUGCCCACGUACUGCAAGCGUAAAAGCUGGGAUGAACCCGAAGCGCGGCAGAGCCUACAGCUCGUCAGGGUCAGCCCAGUGCACGGCCCCUUGUCCUCGACCAACACUCAUGAAGCUGGCUCGAGACGCUCGAGACGCCUUGGGUCGCCUGUACCGGGCGGUCCUUUGCAUGCGCCCGGAUCGGUGAGAUUUUCGAGUACCGUUGAAUUGAAGAAGAUGGCAUAUCUUUGUGGGACUAGUCCCAGAAGCAAGGAAAGGUGACGACGACCGCGACGAAGGAACGAGCGAUGGAGGACGUGUAUCCCUCGCUCGCACGCCCUCGCUCGCUCGAUCCGUAGCUCCGGCCCUCGGAGAUGCGGUCUUGGUUGUACAUUGUACAUUACUGAGCAGCGCUGGCCAUGCAGCGAUGCGCAGCAGCAGUACUGUAGGGCAUGUUUAGAGCUGCUUGAAUGUCAGUCUGAUCCGAUGCUUAUUUUGUCAAGAACACACAUGCUCCGGAUACUCGGAGGGUGCCGAAAAGGCUUCUUUAUCUACGUACGAGAAGGUUGGGAAAGCGCUGGCCGGGUGUCUUUUGCCAUGAACGACGAUUCGAUCCGAUGAUGGGGGAGAGAGCGACUUGGUCCGGAAGUUAAGAAAGAAUUCAGCGUGUCCUAGUCAAGGCUAGCAGACACCCCGACCCCUAAAUUCGUUCGCCUUGCUCAUGAACGGGGACGAGGAGGACGAGGGACGAACCGUAUGGUGUGGUGGGGUGUGGGAGGUAGGGUAUUAGCAUCAAUGCCAAGACGGGUGGUGUGGAUAACCUUUCGUCUCUAUUCACGACAAGUUUCUCGAAUUUAUCAUUGAGGCCAUUGAAUUAAUGCCGACGUUGGGCGCAAAACUGGCACGCUUUGAUAGUGGGGCAUCUUUUGAAUCUGGGCUGUUGAUGAAGAAGUGAUAUGAUGCGAGGUGAUGAGGUUGAGAUAAGAUGCAGUUAGUUGACGGGACAAGGAACGAACCUGAGCGAAUUUCGGAUAUGCCUUUUUGUAUGGGAUGUGGGAUUUUCACGAACACAAACAGGAACUUUGCAACUGCUCCAUCAUUUUGCAUGUUUAUGGCGUGUGUCAAAGAAUCUACCUCUCGUUGACGAGUGACCUCCUCGCAACUACAAUGAUGGUCACUUCUUGUGUGCUGAUUGAGGUAACAAAAGAAUCUUGACGGAGAUGAAUGAACAAGAACAAGAACGAGAGUAACAACUCCAGCUUUAUACAAGUUGAUGGGGUGCCAUCGAGAAUCUUCACAGUUUCCAUUUACAACUUAAGUUCAAGUUUAUGGGGAGUGAUGCUUGAGCCGAAAAGAGGAAUCUCAUGGACCAGAUUUCAAUCUCAUCCCCUUGUAAAGCAGAGAGCAGUUAGCAGUGAUGCUGCUGGCUCUCUCGCUCGGUUGCUUGACCCUAAAAUAGUGCUGCUUGACCCCUGCUCUUAGAUCAGCUUAAUCGCUUUCUUUCAGGUGCUUCUGAGAGAAGGGGACAUUAGGGAGGAGUGUGAUGAUGCGUCCCUCUUCAAGAUAGCUCUUGGAUUCAGCCACAAGUCACCAAUGCCUUCUUGACCUUAUUCACAAAGAUAUCAGGAUCCUGGAGCUGAUCUCAUGUAGGGUAAAAGACGAUCGAAAAAGGUUGAGCGAGCGUGAGAAACGACUUCGUCGAGACAAGUUCAGCUGUUCUGAGCGUACUUGGAACUCGAGGAGGACAAAGUAGAGGAGAAGGUUGAGGAGGUGCUUAUCCAAACAAGCAGCGGAAGCUCUACAGUUCCAUGUGCCCUGGAGAACACUUCAGACCAAAACUUGUGAUUCUUCUUCCGCUUCAAAUAGCCGAGACUACCUCGGAUCAACUACAUUGCUGGCUGGUGUUGAACACUUGUUCUCACUAUGGGAAACCAAAGGAGGAUCAUGACAAAGAGAUCAUGUUUAUAUAGAAUAUAUGAGCCGACAGUCUACCCUACAUAUUCACCAGAUGGUUCGACAUACCCCCUCAGCGGUGUACAUGCUUUAGCAUAUUGCCUUCGGGCAAGAUAAACUGGUGGGGAAGAGAUUCAUCAAGCAGCGUGUGUUGCUUCAGGUGACACCUGAUCAAACAAGUCAGUUAUGAUGUGCUGUUUCUUCUGCAUGAGUCGAUGGCGACUCGUGAUUGCGCUUCAAGAGACUCAAGCUCAGAAUCAAGCUAAUAACAGUCUACACCCUAAAAAAGUAGAAGGUAGUAUAGUAUAGUAGAUUUUUAAAUUUGACUUCGCUUUCUCGUUCCCAGCUACUGCAUGCUUCUGGAGGAAGAUAGACGGGUAUCUCCGAACAAGCAGUGGUUGCUUUAUACCAUUGAGACGUGAUCGAUCGAACAAGCCAUGCUUUCCUCUGCUCCGCACUGCUGCAUGAGCGAGAUUUAUGGAUUUUGGAUUUUCAGAAAACCCAACCGGCUUUGAAAACAAAAUGCAAAUAGUGUAGAAAAUGCAUAGAUAUAUACAUCAAUAGGCACUUGGACUUAUGCAAGUAGGUAGGAGUUGGUUUAUAGCGAGAAAAGAAUAAGAAUUGGGCAAAGGCAAGGCAGGGGCAGGGAGACCUACUACAACCCAUUCCAUGGCAUAGCUUAGAAGUGAAGCCAUGCAGAAGGAGGAGAAGAAGUCUGCUAACAUACCUGGAAAGAAAAGGAAUGAGGUGAGGUGGAGAUGUUGAGCAAAGCAAAAGGGUUGUAGUUGUAUGUACAUAAAAAAGUAGUUGCGAAGAAGCAACAACAAGAGGAGGAAAAGCAAAGGCAAAAGAAGAAAAGAGAAUGUUUGAAAUCGUGUGAGUGAAUGAGUGACUGAUUGAUCAUCGAGAGUUCCUACCGAAAAGGCACUCACUCAACCUCUUCCACAGUUGGAAGCUCCAGUGAAUAGCAGAAAAGAACCCAGGAUCUCAAUUGGUGAGGCAGAGAUAGAUAGAUAGUUACAUUGAUGGCCGGAUCGAUGGAUCGAUACAUCUAUCAUUCCAAAGAUUAAUAGAUAGAGUAAAAUAAAAGGGAAUGUCGUCUGCUUUGGGUCUUUCUUUCUCCAUCUCUCUGCACACAGUAUCUUACCUUCAAGUGGGUUGGGGUGGGGUUGCAGUGAUGCACCUGGGUUUCAAACCCACCUCACCGGAUAUCAAAUCAUGAGUCUCGAAAGCAGAAAGGCAGAUGUUUUGCUGUACUUCGUUCCGCUUUCCAUACUCCUUCACCAGACUAGCUGAGGCGAGUGUGUAGUAACCACCCAACCACCAACCAACUUG